CCGACAACAUCAUGGCGAGGAUUCCCCAGGUUCUGGCGCCGCUCCUCCUCCUGCUGCUCCCCGCCGGUCUCCGGGAGCUGAUGAUCGACCGCCGGCCCCUGCCGGAAGGCGCUGCCGGCGGCGAGGUCCUCCUCCACCCGCUGGUGCUGGUGCCCGGGCUGACGUGCAGCGAGCUGGACGCGCGGCUCACGGACGCCUACCGCCCCUCCGCGCCGCGGUGCGGCGCCAUGAAGGGGAAGGGCUGGUUCGGCCUCUGGGCCAACUGCUCCGACCUGCCCGCGCACCACUACGUGCGGUGCUUCAUGGAGCAGAUGGCCCUCGUCUACGACCCCGUCGCGAACGACUACCGGAACCUGCCCGGCGUCGAGACGCGCGUGCGCAAUUUCGGCUCCUCCCAAGGAUUCCAGAAGAACCCAGAGCACACGACCUGGUCCUGGUGCUUCGAGGUCCUCAGAAACGAGCUGGCAAGGGCCGGGUACCGCGACGGCGACACCCUGUUCGGGGCCCCGUACGACCUCCGCUACGCCCCGCCGGUGCCCGGCCAGCCAUCGGAGGUCUUCUCCGGCUACUUCCGUCGGCUGGCGAGCCUCGUCGAGGACGCGAGCCGCAAGAACCGGGGCAGGAAGGUGAUCCUCUUCGGGCACAGCUUCGGGGGCAUGGUGGCGCUGGAGUUCGUCCGGAGCACUCCCAUGGCGUGGCGAGACAGGUACAUCAAGCACCUCUUCCUCGUCGCCCCGGUGCCGGCGGAAGGGUUCGUGAAGCCGCUGCAGUACUUCGUCUCCGGGUCCAACCUGAUGUACGUCCCGACAGUCAGCUCGCUCGAGCUGGCCUUUAGGCCGAUGUGGCGGACCUUCGAGUCCUCCCUCGUCAACUUCCCCUCCCCGGCGGUGUUCGGGCGCAGGCCGCUCGUGGUCACCGCGCGGAGGAACUACUCCGCCUACGACCUGGAGGACCUCCUCGUCGCCGUCGGCUACGGCGCCGGCGUGGAGCCCUUCAGGAGACGGGCGGUCCCCAAGAUGAGCUACUUCCAGGCCCCCAUGGUGCCGACCACGUGCAUGAACGGGGUGGGCAACGACACGCCGGAGCAGCUCGUCUACUGGGACGGCGAUUUCGACGCGACCCCGGAGAUUGUGUACGGCGACGGGGACGAUUCCAUCAAUUUGGUCAGCAUGCUGGCGUUCGACGAGAAGAUGCGCCGGCAGCCGGAACAGAACAAGGUGUACAAGUCGAUCAAGAUUCGUGGGGCCCAGCACGGUACUAUUGUGACAGACGACACGGCGCUCAAGCGGGUCAUGCACGAAAUUCUUGAAGCGAAUCGUAGUUAAUAAUACCUUUAAGGGCUACUUAAAGGUUAGUUUGGGAACUAGGGAUUUUUAUUUUCCCAGCAAAAUUAGUUCAUUUUUUUAUAGAAAAAUAAAAAUCUCUUAAUGUUCCCAA
Molecule: messenger RNA, 1437 nt
Organism: Zea mays
Lineage: Eukaryota; Viridiplantae; Streptophyta; Magnoliopsida; Poales; Poaceae
Exons: 2
Coding region: 12-1325 (437 amino acids)
Biological process (GO): lipid metabolic process
Source: RefSeq, marked provisional